Messenger RNA from Puntigrus tetrazona (Sumatra barb), 1526 nucleotides. It is a transcript of the gene supt3h, whose product is annotated as SPT3 homolog, SAGA and STAGA complex component. The record is from RefSeq and is a predicted model, not a curated record. Gene Ontology annotation, molecular function: transcription coactivator activity; protein heterodimerization activity. The coding region runs from base 108 to 1268 and encodes 386 amino acids. The transcript is spliced from 12 exons. NCBI's taxonomy places the organism in Eukaryota, Metazoa, Chordata, Actinopteri, Cypriniformes, Cyprinidae. Gene Ontology annotation, biological process: transcription by RNA polymerase II.
GCACCGCGGCGUUCUGCUCCUGCUGCGCCUCGCUCAUCUUCCCCGCCGCCGGCUGAAGGCUGCUGGAGGGCGGGCUGAACCUGCGGCUGGUGCUCGGAUCUACCGGAAUGCGCAUCACAACAAUGUCAGCAAAGAUGAGCAACAGCGCUGCGAGCCCAAUGGCAGCCAGCAGCAGCAGCAGCACGGCCGGACGCUCAUCAGGAAAGGCCACCAGCUUCAUCCCUGAACUCCAGAGCAUGAUGUUUGCUCUGGGCGACGCUCGCCGACCGCUGCACGAGACCGCCGCCCUGGUGGAGGACAUAGUGCACACCCAGCUCAUCAACCUCCUCCAUCAGGCCGCUGAGGUGGCCCUCCUGAGAGGGGCCAGGGCCAUUUCACCAGAGGAUAUCAUCUUUCUAAUGAGGAAAGACAAGAAAAAAUUACGGCGGCUGAUCAGGUACAUGCAGUUCAGAGACUACAAAUCCAGAGUCCUCAAAACCAUCGAAGAUGAAGAAGUGCUGGACUCAGACAAAUACAGCAGCAGCAGCAGCAGCGUCAACAAGAGACAGCGUCUGCUGCAGGACUUCAUGAGCUCCAUCGACCAGACCGGAGAGUUCCUGACGCUGGUGGAGGAAGAGGAGGUGGAUGAAGUCAAGCAGGAGCGGCUGGAGAGAAUUGAGAAGAUGACCAGAAACAUGGAUUCCAGUCAGUACAGCGAUUUCUGUGAGAGCCGACAGCUGAGUUUCUCUAAGAAGGCCUCGAAAUUUCGCGAGUGGCUGGACUGCAGCAGUCUGGAUGUGAAACCCAACGCCGUGUCCAUGGAGAUCCUGUCCUAUCUGGCCUACGAGACGGUGGCCCAGGUUGUUGACCUUGCCCUGUUGGUUAAACAAGAUAUGACUCCCAAAACAGGCGAUCCGUUUCAACACGCCAUAUCAGCAACUUUCAUCCAGUACUGCAACUCCUCGGCCGAGGCUGCAAGCACGAAAAAGGAGACGGAUUCUCCGGAAAACACCCCGCCGUCCACUCCCAGCGGCCCUUUCACCGGACACCAGGGGAAGAUGCACUCCAUGGCCCAGGGCAACGGUGGGCCGAACCAAGAUGGCAGCAGUAAGGUCAAACAGAGGAAGAGGAAGAAGAGCGCGGCGGCCUGUGGCGCGGAGGCUCAGAGCAGUGCCAUCCAACCAGCCCACAUCAGAGAGGCCAUCAGGCGCUACAGCCACAAGAUUGGCCCGCUCUCCCCCUUCUCAAGUGCCUACCGCAGGAACGGGAUGACUUUCCUGGCCUGCUGAGGACGGCUCACGGGGUCCUCCGGACAGGAAGUGAUGCCCGCUGCCGCACAUCCGGAUUGGACGUUUCAGUUCAUAUUUUUUAGGUGGUUACAAAAAGUAAUAAUUUCAUCUUUUUUGAUGAUGAUGAUAUGUAGAACUAGUUUCUGAUGAUUCAUUUAGCUGUAAUACUUUAUUUAUCGUUCAUUGUAAUCUGUAGCUUUUGUAUAUUUUAUACCGUGUCUGUUUGGAUUUACAGGAUUUAAUUUUCUUUUUUUUUUU